AUGGACGGCGUAACAUCCAGCCUCAAAGACCUCCAAAUCGACCAGAUCCCUGUGUACCUCCUCAAAACCAAGUCCUCCCCUUCCGACAGCUACGAAGAAUACUUCACCCGCCUCCAAAAUGGCAAAUACAAACCCCUCUUCGUCCCCGUGCUGGAACACAUGCUCCGCGACGACACUUUAAGGACACUUCGAAGAUCUGCCGAACGGUUCGCUUUCGCAGGUGGAAGUGAAGCUACCGCACGACAGAAAGCUACGAAUAACCCCGCGAAGCGGUAUGGAGGGAUCGUAUUCACUUCUCAGCGCGCUGUGGAUGCUUUCGCGACGGUGAUUGCCAAGCUAGAUCCGGAGAAACUAGAGAUGUUGUUCGAUAGGGAUAUGCCCAUGUACGUUGUCGGCCCCGCGACUGCGAAUGGCGUGAGGGCUCUGGGGUUGCCGUGUCCGGUGGUGGGCGAGGAGACGGGGAACGGGGAGGCGUUGGCGAAGUUCAUUCUGGAGUGGCACCGGACGCUGUCCAGGGAUGUGACGUGUUUGAAUGGGAGGAGGCUGCCGCUUUUGUUUUUGGUUGGGGAGCAGAGGAGGGACGUCAUUCCGAAGACGCUGCAGUCGGAGGAGUUGAGUGAGGCGGAGAGGAUUGCGGUGCAAGAGGUUGUGGUUUAUGAGACGGGGGAGAUGGCGACUUUCGAGGAGGAUUUCACGGAGCUGUUGAAAGAGGCGCGGGCGGCGAAGGUCAAGGAGCAGUGGGCCGUGGUGUUCAGUCCGCAGGGUUGCGAGGCUAUGUUGAGUGCGUUGAAUUGGCUGGAUGAGAAGACGGGACAGUAUAGUGCUGGGAGAAGAGAGAUCAUGUCUGGACCGCUCGCGACGAAGAUUGCUACGAUUGGACCUACGACAAGGGAGUUCCUGACUACACAGUUUGGCUUUGAGCCCGACGUGUGUGCGGAGACGCCGAGUCCAGAGGGUGUUGGGGAGGUGAUCGAAAAGUUCAAAAGUACUUGA
This is a messenger RNA of Zasmidium cellare ATCC 36951, 993 nucleotides long. RefSeq lists its product as uncharacterized. Gene Ontology annotation, biological process: uroporphyrinogen III biosynthetic process. The transcript has a single exon. Lineage: Eukaryota; Fungi; Ascomycota; Dothideomycetes; Mycosphaerellales; Mycosphaerellaceae. The record is from RefSeq and is a predicted model, not a curated record. Gene Ontology annotation, molecular function: uroporphyrinogen-III synthase activity. Bases 1 to 993 code for a protein of 330 amino acids.